Messenger RNA from Tarenaya hassleriana, 3118 nucleotides. RefSeq names its product beta-galactosidase 3. Lineage: Eukaryota; Viridiplantae; Streptophyta; Magnoliopsida; Brassicales; Cleomaceae. The record is from RefSeq and is a predicted model, not a curated record. Gene Ontology annotation, biological process: carbohydrate metabolic process. Gene Ontology annotation, molecular function: carbohydrate binding; beta-galactosidase activity. Gene Ontology annotation, cellular component: cell wall; vacuole. The transcript has 19 exons. Bases 151 to 2718 code for a protein of 855 amino acids.
GUAUAAAUCCCCCCCUCUUCCUUCCCUCGUUUCGCCAUUGAAGCUCUCUUCUUCUUCUUCUUCUUCUUCACAGUGGGACAGACAAGAUUUCUUCUGUUCAUACUAAUCUCUCUCUCUCUCUCUCUCUCUCUCUCUGUGAUUGUGAAUGAAAUGGGAGAGAUGGGUGCUGGGUUUACUGUUAGAAUGUUCGUUUGGUUCUUACUAGGGUUUUUGCUUCUGGGCUCUGAAAUCGUCCAAUGCAGCGUCACAUAUGACCGUAAGGCGCUUGUAAUCAAUGGGCAGAGGCGAAUCCUCUUCUCUGGUUCCAUACAUUACCCACGAAGUACUCCCGAUAUGUGGGAAGGUUUGAUUCAGAAAGCGAAAGACGGAGGCAUUGAUGUGAUUGAGACCUACGUCUUCUGGAAUCUCCACGAGCCAACCCCUGGAAAAUACGAUUUUGAAGGGAGGAAUGAUUUGGUGAGAUUCGUCAAGACUGUUCAGAAGGCUGGUCUGUACGCUCAUCUUCGAAUUGGACCUUAUGUUUGUGCCGAGUGGAAUUUCGGAGGAUUCCCUGUUUGGCUGAAGUAUGUCCCCGGAAUUAGCUUCAGAACAGAUAAUGAGCCUUUCAAGAGGGCGAUGAAAGGGUUCACUGAGAAAAUAGUUGAACUAAUGAAGAGUGAGAGCUUGUUUGAGUCUCAGGGUGGUCCUAUUAUCCUUUCUCAGAUAGAGAAUGAGUAUGGGAAACAAGCUCAGAUAUUUGGUGCUGAAGGUCACAAUUACAUGACAUGGGCUGCUAAAAUGGCCGUAGAAACUGAUACUGGUGUCCCCUGGGUCAUGUGCAAGGAAGACGAUGCCCCUGAUCCUGUGAUAAACACAUGCAAUGGUUUCUACUGUGAUUCAUUUGCUCCGAACAAGCCCUACAAGCCUGCAAUAUGGACAGAGGCAUGGAGUGGCUGGUUCACUGAGUUCGGUGGCCCCAUACACCAGAGACCAGUUCAAGAUUUGGCCUUUGCCGUUGCCCGGUUCAUACAGAAGGGAGGAUCAUUUGUUAACUAUUACAUGUAUCAUGGAGGAACUAAUUUUGGACGAACAGCUGGAGGUCCUUUUGUAAGCACCAGCUAUGACUACGAUGCCCCGAUAGAUGAAUACGGUUUAAUCAGACAGCCAAAAUAUGGACAUCUGAAAGAGCUCCACAGAGCUAUCAAGUUGUGCGAAAAGGCUCUGGUUUCAGCUGAUCCUACUGUCACGUCCCUAGGAAACAAGCAACAGGCUCAUGUAUACUCUUCAGAAUCAGGGGGGUGUUCGGCUUUCCUAGCGAACUACGACACAGAAUCAGCAGCGAGAGUACUGUUUAACAACAUGCACUACAACUUGCCUCCUUGGUCAAUUACCGUUCUUCCUGACUGUAGAAAUGCAGUCUUCAAUACUGCAAAGGUGGGAGUUCAAACAUCGCAAAUGCAAAUGUUGCCUACAAACACGGAAAUGUUCCGGUGGCAGAGUUAUUUCGAAGAUCUUUCUUCAGUGGAUGACAGCUCCACUUUCACUACUCCAGGACUCCUGGAGCAGAUAAAUGUUACACGGGACACAAGUGACUACCUUUGGUACAUCACUAGCGUUGAUAUUGGCCAAACGGAAUCCUUCUUGCAUGGAGGAGAACUACCAACGCUCAGUGUUCAAUCAACCGGCCAUGCUGUUCAUGUCUUUGUCAAUGGACAGCUCUCUGGUUCUGCCUUUGGAACGAGAGAAAACAGGAGGUUCAGAUAUACUGGUAAGGUCAAUCUGCAUGCUGGAACGAACAAAAUCGCACUUCUGAGUGUUGCUGUUGGAUUACCGAAUGUGGGCGGACACUUUGAGUCGUGGAACACGGGAAUUCUAGGUCCGGUGGCGUUGCACGGGCUUGAUCAGGGGAAAUGGGAUCUCUCGUGGCAGAAAUGGACAUACCAGGUUGGCCUGAAAGGUGAAGUUAUGAAUCUUGCAUAUCCAACAAGCGGUUCCUCUGUGGAGUGGAUGGAGGCAUCAUUAGCUGUACAGAAGGCUCAACCUCUGACAUGGCACAAGGCUUUCUUUGAUGCUCCUGAAGGAGACGAGCCCCUUGCUUUGGACAUGCAAGGAAUGGGAAAGGGUCAAAUCUGGGUGAACGGAGAAAGCAUCGGGAGAUAUUGGACUGCGUUUGCAACCGGGAACUGCAACCAUUGUAGCUAUGCCGGAACAUAUAAGCCCACCAAGUGCCAAACUGGCUGUGGUCAACCUACUCAAAGAUGGUACCAUGUGCCACGUUCAUGGUUAAAGCCGGGACAGAACCUGUUGGUGAUAUUUGAGGAACUUGGAGGGAACCCAUCAACUAUAUCCCUCGUAAAGAGAUCAGUAUCAAGCGUUUGUGCUGAAAUAUCAGAAUACCAUCCAAACAUCAAGAACUGGCAAAUCGAAAACUAUGGAAAAGCAGAAGAUUUCCGCACACCAAAGGUUCACUUGAGGUGCCGACCUGGUCAAACCAUAUCAUCCAUCAAAUUCGCAAGUUUCGGUACCCCUUUAGGAACAUGCGGGAGCUACCAACAAGGACAGUGUCACGCCCCUGCCUCAUAUGCCAUCUUAGAGAGGAAAUGCGUAGGGAAGCAGAGAUGUGCAGUGACGGUAUCCAACAGUAAUUUCGGGCAAGACCCGUGUCCGAACGUGUUGAAAAGAUUGUCAGUGGAAGCUGUUUGUGAUCCGGUUACAUCCACCGCCAACGGUAGAGGCUAAAAGCCAAACCAGUUACAACAACGACCCCUUUCGGUUCCAACUGUAUCCAAAACCAUUAACCAUACAGCAGAAGACAUGACAGGAAGAAAACCCCAAGUCAGAAACAUAAGCUUUGUGUCAAGAGAGUGUGUAGUUUGAACAGAGAACUUGUUUUUAGAGUAGUCUUGUAGAGUAGACCUGGGCAAAUCUCCGGGUCGGAAAACGCACGGUCACCGGUCACCGGCCUUUUAAACCGGUUGCAGAGGCCAGGGUUCAUUGGGUCAGAGUGAUUUUUAGUUUAUGUGUUUGUAGUUGAAGGGGAAAAGGGAAACAGAGUACCCGACGACAAGAGCUCAUGUUAGGAGUGGGAAUCCUAGUGUGACUUGUUCCUUGAAACGUGUUUGUGUUCUUCUUGUCCUAA